GAGCUCUGUUCUUCGAGUGAUACGCUAAUGUCACUUUUAUUGACUACAUAACUGUUCAAUUUUUUUCUCAUCAUGCAUCACGCAGUAAAACAUGUUGAAUGCAUGCAUGAUCUUUGAGAAUAGUGCGUUAUUGAAAUCAGUUUACAUAUACAAAGAAGAACAGCGCUCAAGUGUUGGUUGACAUACGUUAGAUACAUCUAACUCCGAACAGUUUGCUGCAAUUUGUGAAUCCCGGCGUGAAUCGUGCUUUCAAUUCUCCUGCUAUAUACCAUAUUCGAAAAUGCUGGACCACUACUACUGCAUGUUCUUCUUCGUGGCAAAACUUGUUGCCGCUACACCGGAACUGAAGCUCGUUCAUGUUUUAUUCGCUCACGCUACGGAAUAUCCUGUCCCGGCUUAUACAGUAAUAACGAAUUUAACGGAGAACCCAAUCCUGGACGGAAUGACCAACGAGGAGAUGCUAAUGACUUACGAACUCGGUGUUCGAUUGCGAAAAAGAUACGGCGAGUUUCUCGGUGAUCUGCUCGAUUCGGAAGUAACAAGGGUCCGUACGACCGACGAAGACAUGUCAAAGAUGUCCGCAGCGCUGGUGAACGCGGGACUUUGGCCACCAGCGAAACUCCAGCGGUGGUCGGAGAGUUUGAAUUGGCAGCCAGUUCCAAUGGAUUACGUGCCGGCAGAGGAGGACGUUCUGCUGAAGGGCAGGCUCUGUCCGACCUUCGUAAAGGUGACAAACGGCGUCAGAAAGAGGGCGAGCACUCUUCUGCAGGAGGCGAAGCACGCCGAGCUGUUCUCCUUGAUUGGUAACCAGACGGGUUUGGGUAUACGCAACUCCGAGGACAUCGCGUACCUCUACAAAAGCCUGAGAGCUCGAGUGUACCGAUUACAGGCCAGCCGCGGGUUGUCCUUGCCGACGUGGACUCGGGGGACAUACCCAAACGGAGAAAUGCGGGACGUGAAAUACCUCGAGGACUCGAUACUGUCAAUAACGAAAGUACAGAUGAAGCUGAACGGCGGUUUUCUCGUUAAAAAAAUCCUCGAGGACUCGGCCGCUCACGCUAAGGACUCGUUGACCGGGGGGAGGAAAAUAAUGAUGUACAGCGGAGACGAGGAUCUGUUAAUCGGAGUCAUGCACGCCCUUGGAGUGUGGAAACCGCACGUGCCGAAUCCGGCCGCAGCCCUGAUUUUCGAAUUUCUGAAGGACAGUGUGAAGCACACGUACGGAAUGAGGGUACUCUACGACGCCGGGUCGAACAACCUUACGGUACCAUUGACCAUUCCCGGGUGCAACGAGAGUCGGAAUGACUCCGGAUGUCCGUUCGAGGACUUGAUCCUGCUACUGGAGAAAAUUUUGCCAGGUGACGCCGAGGAGCAUGUCCUUUGUGGUCGAACCGUCAACCGCAUCUCGUACGAAGAGGAAGUCGAUUCCGUUCUUAUUACCCUAAACGGCGCCACGAAAGCAGCUGCUGGAGCAUUCGUGAUUCUCUGUGUCUCGAUAUUUUCCAGCGCUUUAUAACUCGUUCGAAAUGGGAUUGGUGCGAAUUAUUGCAAAGUGGGGUACGUGUGUGUCUGAUGCGUGUGUAAUCGUGCGUCGCGUCUUCGUUGCGCAAUACUGAAGACCAACGCUCGUAGUGCCUGUCUGAGUUUAGUAUUGAUAAGAAAUUACGACCAUAGGCCACGGCGCAAUAAUAUAGUUAAUCUUAUGUUCACUGUAAGAAGAAGAAAUCAACCGAUUGAAUUCAACUCCUCUUCCAAUUAUUCCACGCGGUAAUCACUUCUCCAUCCCCAUGUACAAAAUUUAGAUUUUUUCCGGAGGUGAUCGCUUGACGACGAUCUUAUUUCGAGGAGUGACCAAUAACCUGUCAAUUUAAUUUUGUGUAAUUUAAUGCCUCUCGCAUUCGCGUUAUUGGAAGAAAUAACGAAUUGUGUAUAUGA
This is a messenger RNA of Neodiprion fabricii, 1935 nucleotides long. RefSeq names its product venom acid phosphatase Acph-1-like. The coding region runs from base 281 to 1516 and encodes 411 amino acids. Gene Ontology annotation, biological process: dephosphorylation. Lineage: Eukaryota; Metazoa; Arthropoda; Insecta; Hymenoptera; Diprionidae. The record is from RefSeq and is a predicted model, not a curated record. Gene Ontology annotation, molecular function: phosphatase activity. The transcript has 7 exons.